ACGUCAUCGCUCGGCACUUAGAGAAGUCAGCGAUACGGGAAAACAAGAAACAAAACUCUUGGCUAAUUUCACGUUAAAAAUGAACUCUAAUAGUGAUAUGGAUGGAUCACCAGAUAUUACCGUUAAUGCGUUUGAACAGUACCUAGAUGAGUUAGAUGCACUUUUAGAAACAAAAGAACAA
Dentiscutata heterogama is the source of this 181-nucleotide messenger RNA. NCBI's taxonomy places the organism in Eukaryota, Fungi, Glomeromycota, Glomeromycetes, Diversisporales, Gigasporaceae. The record is from the annotation of a GenBank genome assembly.